Messenger RNA from Phascolarctos cinereus (koala), 4682 nucleotides. The record is from RefSeq and is a predicted model, not a curated record. Lineage: Eukaryota; Metazoa; Chordata; Mammalia; Diprotodontia; Phascolarctidae.
AAGCAGGUCAGAGAACUGCCUUCCUUUCCCAAGACCUACAAGCUGUUCUGUCCGAGGAAGCAGUUGAGGGAACAAUGUUACAGCCCAAAGAGAAGCGUUUGGGGAUGGCAGAACUAUAGUCAAAGCAGCAAAUUCUAAGAUUUCUCCCCUGACUGUCAGAUCUGGGAAGCCUUGAACUGCAGUCAAUCUUUUGACAUUGUCAAUGGAAAGAAGAGCCUCGGGAUCCCCUUCAGCCUUGCAACACAAUCUGUGAAGUUUGUACAAGUGGCCUUCCCAACAUGUACCGCAUCUCUCAGCUCACAUCUACACCAAUAGCAAGUUCUCCUGGUCUGGAAAGAGAAUCAACUGGAACUCUGUCACCCAGAUGCAUUUUCCCAAGCUCUGCUUGUAGUUUUCUAGAUGGUGACACCCCAUUGGAAUGCUGUUCCACAAAUCCCUUGACAGGUUCUCAUUUUAUUUGCCGCCGAAGCCCCCGGCUCCUCACCAAUGGCUAUUACAUUUUGACAGAGGACAGCUUUCUUUCUGAUGAAGAUGGCAACAUCACUCUGAGUCCUACUCAGACGAGUGUCGUAUACAAAGAGAAUUUGGUCAGAAUAUUCAGGAAAAAAAAGAAAAUCCGCCGUUCUCUCUCUGAGCUGUUCAAUCUCAGUGCCUCUAACCCUUGGCUUCGUCAAGGUGUUUUUAGUGAUAUGGACUCUUCCCCAGGAGAAGAUGUAUGGAUUGAAGGAGCCAGUAACCUUGAGGAUGUUUAUCAGUUAUACAAGGAUGGUAAUCAAGGUCAUUCUGAAUUUUCUUCUGCAUCCCAACCAUGGUUGUCAGAAAAACAAACUCCAGAAUCUGCUGAAAUCUCGUCAUCCAUCAAAGUAGUCCUUCAGCAUUCUGAAGAGAAUCUGGGUGUUGUGCCUUCUCAGUCCCAGCUGAUCGUUCCAGAACAUUUCCAGGAGGGAAUUUUCCAUCAUUCAAAGUCCAGUACAUUUCAAGAGGUCCUUUUUCCAGUAAUCGUGUUCACAACAUGCUUAAUCAUUUCAGCAUGUACAAGAUACUCUCUGGGAGGAUUAUUCACUGCCCUUUUGACAUUUUCGCUAAUGUUCAUCAUAAUUUUUACUGAAGAUCUUAUUAGGCGAAAUGCAGAACAUAACGACUCUGAAAUUUUUUCCUUGGAGGAACUCUCCUUGCACCAACAAGAAAUUCAAAAACUAGAAAAUAUUGACAAAUGGUGUCAGGAUUUAAAAAUUCUCUACCUUCAAAACAAUCUCAUUGCAAAAAUUGAAAAUAUUAGCAGACUAAAGAAAUUACAGUAUCUGAAUUUAGCUUUGAACAACAUUGAAAAAAUUGAAAAUUUGGAAGGAUGUGAAGGAUUGGAAAAACUGGAUCUGACAGUAAAUUUUGUUGGAGAAUUGAGCAGCAUUAAAAUUCUUCAGCGUAAUAUACAUCUUAAAGAAAUUUUUCUUAUGGGUAAUCCAUGUGCAGACUUUGAAGGAUACAGAGAGUUUGUGGUUGCUACUCUUCAACAAUUGCAACGUUUGGAUGGCAAGGAAAUAGAACGAUCAGAGAGGAUUAAGGCAUUGCAGAACUACCCAGUAAUUGAACAAAAAAUCAGAGAGCAGGAAAAGGCUUAUUGCCUCAAAAGAUCCAAAGAGAAAGAAGAGGCUGAAAGAAAACUUCAAGAAGAGGAAGAAAAGGAAAAACAGAAGGAAAACAGAAAUAAUCCAGGCUUCAAUGAACGUUCCUACACAAGCAUUGACAACACUAUUCCAUAUUCUCUGCUGCAGGAGAAAGACAACCAACAACCAGCAUUAGAAGAAAAGAAAGUCAGUGAAAAGACACCAGAUGAAUUGGACAAGGAAUUCUGGGAGAAGCCCACCUUAUUUACCCCUGAGUCUAGACUAGAAACUCAUAGAUACUUGGUAAAACAAAGGAAAGAUAAAGAAAAAUUAAGUGAUAGAAAGAAGAAACAAAAGCCACCUAGGACUUUGAUCACUGCAGAUGGACGAGUCUUGAAUAUUAAUGAACCCAAGCUUGAUUUUUCUUUGAAAGAUGAUGAAGAAAAUAAUCAAAUUGUCCUGGAUCUUGCUGUAUAUAGGUUCAUGGAUACUUCUCUAAUUGAUGUUGAUGUGCAGCCAACUUAUGUUCGAGUAAUGGUCAAGGGGAAGCCAUUUCAACUUGUGCUUCCUGUUGAAGUGAAACCUGAUAGUAGUUUUGCUAAAAGAUCUCAGACAACUGGACACCUGGUGAUCACCAUGCCAAAGGUAGGAGAAGUAAUUGUGGCUAAGAGAAAAGCAUGUAAGCCUGUGAAAAAUCCAGAAGGAAACAAAUUGCAAGAAAAGAAAGGAAGCAAAGAAGUUGAGAAACUAGAAGUAGACCCCAGCAAGUAUUCAUUCCCUGAUGUGACUAAUAUAGUCCAAGAGAAAAAAACCACUUCAGGACGAAUCCAAGCUAAACCUCAGGUUGUACCCUGUGCUGAAGACCCGGACUUUGAAGAUAACCUUGAAGUACCACCUUUGAUUUAAACCUUCAGAAAGUGCUUUCAUUGAUUAUGAUCUGCAUGAUCUGUUUCCUUCAGUUCAGAGAAUGCAUCGUAUUAAGUUAAAAUUAUAUUGUAGCUUAAUUUAUAGCAAAAUUAUUUCUAUUAUAUUCCUACCUACUUUGAAUAAUAUUCUCUUAAGAAUAACAUAUAUUUUGUCUCUGUACCACUGCUUCUAUUGUAACACAUCAGACAUUAUUUAAAUUUUAUUAAUAUUUUUCUACCAAGUUUUUCAUAUAAAUCACAGAAAUAUUUUAAGAACAUAUGAAAGCAAAUGGUCAGUCGAUUAAAAAACUAGUCAUUAGAGUGGGAAAGUAGUCUUUAAUUUAUAUUUAUGUAAAGCCAUUAUUCUAUAGUUAAUUGGUAGGGCUGUAACUUUUCUGUAUGUUUAAAAUCUUUCUAAUUGUAAACCUGGAUUCUAGUCUCCUAGGGUUAGAAAUGUAAGGAGUGGGGAACAUAACAAUUUGAUCCCAAGGUAGAGUAGCUUUUUGUGCCAGGAAAAGAUUUGAGCUCUUCAGUGGCCUCUACCAGUAUCCUGAGAUCCUGGAGAGAUCAACCAGAGGCUGGAGACUAGAACAGGAAAAGAGAAACUAGUAUGGAGGGGAACCCACAUUGACAAGUAACACUGAGGUUCAGCUGUCACCAGAGGAAAUCACAGCUGUUUAACACUGUCUGUAAGCUCUGUGGCCUCCAUAGGGAAGGGCACUGAGGUACCUGGCUAGGAAACUAGAGUAAAGGAGGCAGCUCCCUGCACAGGUCAGAAGCAUCCAUGGAAAAAAGUCGCUUCAAUAAACCAGUCAAGACAGAAAGAAUUCAUUCAGCGUGAAACAGCUUCUGAAGCUGGAGCCGUUGGUCUUUCUGGGAGGUGACUUCUUGAAUCAGCGUGGGCAUGCUAACCUCCAGCUGCCAAAUAGUGGCAUGUUCCUCUUGAUUAGAGAAGACUGGGAACAAGAACAGUGUUUCUAAUGGUCUGUGAUUGACAAGAUUAGACCCUUUUAGUCUUGAAGCCUUGAAGCUGCUGCUGGCGGUCUGAAAUCCACAACUGAGGUUAUUGAGGUGAUGUCUCUAAUGAUUGAGAACCUUAACGGACUUAGCCAGUGAAAUCUGUGUGAGUUCAAAUCUAGAGAUUAACAUAGCAGCAAAGCCUAUGCAGGAGUAACCCCGGAGAUUCUCAGUAGAAUACUUGGAAGGCAGUCAGAUAGGCAAAGAAGAGGGAAAUAAGGACAAGAAGAGGCCCACUUUCUUAUACAUUUUUCUGCAAAGCUAGAAUGAACUAGUUAAAUCUUGUAAAUGUUUUUUUUAAAUUUGUUAUGGUAACUAUACCAAAAACUUUCCUAGGUCUUAGUAAAACCAUCCCCAGUUCAUGUUAACACAUGCAGUAACAAAGUGCUGACAUACCAUAGGUCAAAUCAAGUGUUUCCUAAACAUAACAAUGGCAUACAGUGACACAAUAAAAGCUUGAUAUAACAAAAUAAGCUUAUAUUCUGUGCUAUUCUGCUUUUCUUCCAUGGAAAUAUUAUAUGGAAACUCUUCUCUAUAGAAUUUCUGUUCUUAUCCAAAAAGCAUGUAUGAUAGUGGGAAUAAGAUUGGCAACAGAAUUUAAAAAGCUGGGUAGAAACAUCUCUGAUAUCUCCAUUUCCUCAUAUGUGAAAUGAAGUUAAUAAUUGUUCUCCAAGCAUUUUAGGAAUAUGAAAUGAGAUAAUGUGUAUGAAAUCACUUGUAGUGUGAAAGCAUCAUAUAAAUGGCCAAAAUAAUGACAUCAUCAGUGCUUGUCACAUCUGUAUGUGAGUAUGACUGGUAUACAAGUAGUAUACAAGAAGAAAUCUUUUCUGCAUUGCUUAUUUGGAAAAGAUCACUUUCUGACUGCAGUUCCUUUUUUCAUUAUAACAUGCUUGGAAAAUCUGACAGAAAAAAAAAAUUACUUCCUUUUUAUUGACAGCAUGCAAAUCCGAUAUGUCAAUCCUUUUUAUUUUCCCAGAAGGCCACAGCUAAAAUUGACUAUUUUCUCAUAUCAGUCUUUCUAGAUUAUUCCCAGUUUCCUUUUACUCCAAGUUUAUAUUUUUGUUACUCAUAUUGCCUCAUGUUAAAAUGACAAAGGGGCAGCUAGGUAGUGCAGUGGAUAGAGCACCGGCCCUGAAGUUAGGAAGACCUGAGUUCA